UAAUCCUCCCUCCGGGUUAGUGUUAAUUGAAAACGUCUUUGUUUAAGGAAGCCAGCAGCAAUUCCAAGGAGCACACAACCAGAGCAAAAACAAAACCGCCCGCCGGCCGCGUCACCGUGUUCGCUCUCCGCAGCCGCAGCCACCGAGAGAGCCGGAUGAGAAGAGAGUUCUUCACCUCCGCGAUCGCUUCUCUGUAAUGGCUCUCGGCCAUUGUUGUCAUUAUGUUCUUGUUGCUCAGUUUUAAAAUAGGGAGUCGUCGUUUUCGUAAGAUGCAGAGACGGCGGCGGAAGGUGGUGGUGACGAUAAGGGAGGCCCUAACGUACGCCACAUGCGUAAUAGCUCUGGCAGGGCUGCUCUCCGGGCACCUUUACGUGUUCCGUUCCUCGACAGUUCCAGAAUUCCCUGAUUCUUACAAGCUCCCCACCGUCACUCAACAUGAAAUCAAUUACCAAAAGUUAAGAACUGAACGAAGCUGGACUCAGGAACUGGCUCCACCACAGUUAUCGAAAGAGCAGAUUCUGGCGCAUGUAUCAAAAGCUCCGGUUUUGUCUAGCAAGUUGGAUGGUGAGAGGAGAAAUCCAGAUUAUGACAAGCUGUGGAAACCUCCUACAAGUCGCGGUUUUGUUCCCUGUGUGGUGCCUUCUCCCAAUUAUACAGCUCCUGGAGAAUCUAAAGGUUACCUUGUAGUCAGUACAAAUGGCGGACUCAACCAAAUGCGAACUGGGAUAUGUGACAUGGUAGCUGUUGCCCGUCUAAUAAAGGCUACUCUUGUAAUUCCAGAACUUGAUAAGCGAUCCUUUUGGAAAGACACCAGCAACUUCUCUGAUGUUUUUGAUGAGGACCAUUUUAUUAGUGCUUUGGCUAAUGAUAUUAGAGUGAUAAAAAAACCUCCAAAGGAUAUCCCCUCUGGUGCCAAAGUUGUUAAGCAUUUUAAAAGCUGGUCUGGACUGCAUUACUACCAGGAUGAUAUAGCUCCCAUGUGGGAGGAAUAUAAGGUUAUUCGAGCAGCAAAAUCUGAUUCACGUCUAGCCAACAACAAUUUGCCUCCUGACAUACAGAAGCUUCGGUGUCAUACGUGCUUUGAAGCCCUUCGUUUUUCACCCAAAAUUGAGGCCAUGGGGAAAUUGUUGGUGGAGAGAAUGAGGUCUUAUGGUCCUUAUAUUGCAUUGCAUUUACGAUAUGAGAAGGAUAUGCUUGCCUUCAGCGGAUGUACACACAGUUUAUCUGAGGCUGAAGCUGAGGAACUAAGGAUAAUCAGAGAAAACACCGCGUACUGGAAAGUAAAGGAUAUUGAUGCCAUGCAACAGAGGUCCAAAGGAUAUUGCCCCUUGACCCCGAAAGAGGUUGGAAUUUUUCUCCAUGCUCUUGGAUACCCACAAGAAACCCCUAUAUACAUUGCUUCUGGAGAGAUAUAUGGGGGUGAUUCACGUUUGGCUGAUUUAAGGUCCCGCUUUCCCAUGCUAAUGGGCAAGGAAAAAUUGGCUUCUGUUGAGGAGCUUGACCCAUUCAAUGGUCAUGCAACUCAAUUGGCUGCACUUGAUUACAUUGUAUCUGUUGAAAGUGAUGUCUUUAUCCCGACAUACUCUGGAAACAUGGCAAGGGCAGUUGAAGGGCAUCGUCGUUUCCUAGGGCACCGUAAAACUAUUUCUCCUGACAGGAAAUCACUUGUUCGUCUUUUUGACAAAAUGGAGAGGGGGAUAUUGAAGGAAGGCCCAAAGUUAUCCUAUUGGGUUGUUGAAAUUCAUAAAAAACUGUAUGGGAUUCUUGUUCCAUUAGGCAAAAAGACCUUGGGUUUGUGAUAGAUGUAAGAAAAAACGUUGGAAUAGGCAUCUGUUUUUGCCUGCCAAAGUGACAGAUGUGAGACGGUUUAAAGUUUACUCUCAAUUGUACUUCUCAAAAAGUUGCUAUUAGGGUGAAACUUGGUUCAUUUAGCUCUGCUACUUAAGACCUGAUUAGAAUCUACUGGACCAGGAGGCUAGUGUUGCUUAUGGUAGGAUGGACAAUAGGUUAGAUAAUGAGAUUUGAGAAUCCCUUCAUGGUGCCAUUAUGUUAUUAUUCAUGUGGAGCAUAACAAGCCCACAUUUAACUUGCAUUUCAUUCUUGUGUUGAUUGUGCAGGCAAGGGUCUCCACGGAGGAGAAAGGGUCCUGUCUCAGGAACAAAGGGCAUGGAUAGAUUUCGUUCAGAAGAAUCAUUUUAUGAAAAUCCCUUACCAGAUUGUUUGUGCAGAAGAGAGGCACCAAUUCUGAAUGCUACACUUGGAAUCAUGUAGAUCCGACCUUAGAGAGUGAUUUCUUUCUAUGAAGUUCCCCUGCUGGUUGGCCUGCGGCACAUUAUGCUUUACAGUAGUUUUACUCUCUGCAAGCCUGCCAGUGCCUUAUAAAAAGAGGGGACGCGGAAUGUGAAUAUCUUGAGUUCAAGUAGCUUCAACACAUUAAUAUGAAUAAUGCAUUAGUUACAGGGGACAGGUAUAGAGAAACCAAAAUACAGCGCCUUCCAUACCAAGGCACGUUUUUAUGCUUUGAAAAGUUGGAUAGAUUUCUAGACCUUUUUUUUUUUUGGGUUAGUCAGCAAGCUAGGUUCUAGAGUUGGGACCUUGGGAUCAAGCCUUAUCCUUGAGGGCAUUUGGAGAUGUAUUAGUUCUCCAAGAAAUAAUGUGUUCUUUUAAUAUUCGCGUAUUUUUCUUCAAUUUU
Messenger RNA from Rubroshorea leprosula, 2692 nucleotides. The record is from the annotation of a GenBank genome assembly. Lineage: Eukaryota; Viridiplantae; Streptophyta; Magnoliopsida; Malvales; Dipterocarpaceae.